AGGAGCGGACAAGCGGGAGGGGAGGGAGGAGAAGCAGACAUCGACACCUAGGCAGUGGCAGUUAUAUCCACAAGACGAGAGGGGAUAGACGUUUCUCAAUGGAGUGCGUAUUUUGAACCAUAGCCUGUACAGGGACCUCAGAGUGGAAAAAAUAUUUUUCAAUCCGGCGUUGAUCGUGCAGCUGCGGGAAGGGACAAUUGCGCGCAAGGAAUAAACAUGGCCCCAAGUCUAUAUCUCCACGGGGCCUUGGCUGUGUUUUGUGUGACUCUAACCUGCAAUGGAUUUAAUAUAGACUCACGGUUUCCAGUUAUCAAAGAAGGGAAAACCAAGGGCAGUUUCUUUGGAUUUGCUGUUGCCUUACACAAACAGACGGAAGGGUCCACGAAAUACCUUCUCCUGUCAGGAGCACCCAAGGAGAAAGCCCUGGCUCUGAGGAACGUCAAUGAGACGGGCGCCAUCUACUCCUGUCCUGUCACCACAGAGCUUAACGACUGUGAAAGGAUGGACUUGGUCAGCUCCACGGACUCGUCUGAGAUGGUGGAGGGGAUGUGGCUGGGAGUGACUGUGGCCAGCCAGAGAGACCUGCCAGGGGGUCGAGUGCUGGCUUGUGGGCAUCGCUACGUGAAGGUGGUGUGGGGGGGCGCGGAGGAGCAGCUGCGGAUGGUGGGGAAGUGCUACGUCAGGGGCAAUGACCUGACCUUCGACCCCAACGACGAGUGGCAGGACCACAGCUACGAGGUGUGCAACCCCAACUUCGACAUGGAUCUGGAGGGCUUGUGCAACAUGGGCAUCUCGGGGGGCAUGACCGACACGGACGUCUACAUCGGCUCUGUGGGCAGCUACGUGUGGCAAGGCAACGUUCAUGUAACGUGGAGAGACCCUGAGCCAGGAAACGCGUGGGACUCAAGUGUCAAAGACUUUGGGCAACUGAACAGACGAUACAGCUACAUGGGUUACUCUGUCAAUGAGGACAAGAAGCUGCUGAGUCAAGACGACUUCACGGUAGUGACGGGGUCUCCCAGAGAUGAAUCCAAGGGCUCAGUGAUGCUGGCUAAGAAGGGCAACAUAGCGUUGGUGACCAUGUUCAUCAUCCCAGGAGAACAAGUGGGCUCGUACUUUGGGAACAGCCUAGCUGUCACCGACCUCAACAAUGACAACUGGAAUGACCUGAUCGUAGGUGCCCCAUUCUACUUUGACCGUCAGAAGGAGGAGGGAGGAGCGGUGUACGUCUUCAUGAAUGAGAACGGCUCUUUCCAGAAGACACCUAGCAUGGUACUGAAGGGUCCUACGGCAUCUGGUUUUGGAUUCGCCGUGGCAGCCAUUGGCGACGUCAACCAAGAUGGAUUCCAAGACUUUGCAGUAGGAGCCCCAUUCCAUGAGACUGGGAAUGUCUACAUCUGGAUGGGAAGCAAGAAGGGAAUCUCUGAGGAGCCUAGUCAGGUUAUUGAGGGGAAGUCAGUGGGUAGUGGUGGGUUCCAGACCUUUGGCUAUUCCAUCAGUGGAGGUAUGGACAUGGAUGAGAACAGUUACCCUGACCUCCUGGUUGGUUCUCUGGAUGACCGCAUCGCUCUGCUCAGGGCUCGUCCAGUUAUCCAUCUCUCUAAGAACUUCACCGUGCUGCCAGAGAUUGUGGACCCUAACCUUUGUCCCCGUGGAAACAAAUCCUGUGUGACUGUGACAGUGUGUUUCUCCUACACACUCAGCAAUGGAAACAAAGAUUUCAAGAAAAACAUCAUGGUGAAGUACACAGUGGAAGCCGACAUGCAUCGCCGGAGCCCUCGAGUUCUCUUCCUUGUCAAUAAGCUUGCCACCUACACAGGCCUCCUUACCAUGCCAUCUCCCAAGACCGAGUGUCAGGUGCUGGAGCUCAGACUAGAGGAUCCUGUGAGGGACAAACUGGAGCCGGUGGUUUUCUCCCUCAACGUGUCCCUGGAUGAGCAGAAACCCAAAGUUAGAAAGGCCCUGCAGAACCUGGACUCCUACCCUGUACUGAGCCACAAACAGAAAGUGACUGAGAGGAAAGAGAUCAACUUCCAGAAGGAGUGUGGCUCAGACAACAGGUGCACCAGUAACCUGCAGCUAACAGCAGCGUUUGCUAACGAGUUACUGAAGCCUUACCCCAGUCAGGGGAAACGCCAAUUGCUGCAGUACAGCAGUAAUGUGAAAAAGGUGGUGCUACUUGUGGAGAUAACUAACGUGCCAGGCCCUGGGAAGGUAGCUGAGGACGCCCACCAGGCCAUGCUCAACAUCUCCACCCCCUCCACGCUCCGUUACUCUGGCGUGCGCUCACAUGAUACUGGUGUAGAAUGCCGUGCUGGAGAGACUGUUAUGUGUGAGCUGGGGAAUCCACUGAGGAGCAAUGAGAAGGUCUCUCUGCAGCUCAUCUUUGAAACAACAGGGAUCAACCUCCAAACCAGGGAGAUUGAGUCUCAGUUGCUGUUGUCCACGUUGAGUGAGCAGAAUGACCUGUACCCGGUGUCUGUGGUUCUGUUGAUUGAGACCUCCAUCCAGACCUCCUUCUCCAUAGAGAAUCCCCUGGUCCAGACCUACUUCAGCGGGGAGGUGAUGGGAGAAUCAGCUAUGAACACGACCAGUGACGUGGGCAGUCUUGUGGAAUACACCUUCAAGGUGUCAGUGGAGGGAGAGCCUCUGGGGGCGCUGGGGAUCCUGGCCGUAGAGUUUGAGUGGCCCUUCGAGGUGACCAGUGGGAAGUGGCUUCUCUACCUGACUGAGAUCGUCACCAAGGGGACAACUGAGACCCACUGUGUCCCUCCAGGGGACAUCGUCAAUCUUCUCAACCUCACAUUGUCCAAGAACAGGAGCAAACGUCCCAAGCGAGCGGUGGAGGGCGAACACCCUCGCAUCAUCGAGCCACAGGCUGUCCUUACCGUGCUGACUCCUCGUAAAGAGACCUACCUACUGGAUUGUUCAAAGUGGACAGCCCGCUGUGUGACAUUCACCUGUCCCUUGAUCAACAUGUCUACCUCUGCCAAGAUCAUUGUGAGGUCACGGGUGUGGAACAGCACUAUGCUAGAGGACUAUAAAAAUGCUUUGAGGAUUAAGGUUAGAGGUCAGGCCACACUGAAACUUGUGACGGACAACCCCACCAUCAAGAUGGAAAAUGAGACCAGAGAGUUCAUAGUGGACAUUGACCCAGUCCUUGGGGUGGAAACACCUUACGAGGUUCCCCUGUGGAUCAUCAUCGUUGCCGUGGUAGCAGGAAUCCUGCUGUUAGGAGUCAUCAGCAUCAUACUAUGGAAGUGUGGCUUCUUCAGGAGGGCCAGCAGGAGGGAGAUGUACGAGGCCAAAGGCCAGAAGGCUGAGAUGAAGAGCCAGCCCUCAGAGACGGAGAGGCUGACUGAGGACUACUGAGACAGGAGAGGCCCCCAAUGAGGGGCCAUGCUACACUCCACUAGGGCGCCUGGCUUGGCUUCUUCAAGCGGGCCAUCUACUACCGGAUUAUGCCAAAGUACCAUGGAGUGAAAAUCCGCAAGGAGGAACGCUACCAGUUUAACAUGGGCUUCCAGCCAGAGGAUCCAGACAAGAAGUACUGGAUCACCAACUGGACAGAGAUGCAACGUUACUACUACUGAAACCCUGACCUAUGACCCUGAACUCUGAACUCUUGACCUCUGCCAAAGUUCAGGGGCAUUGUGACGGAAGGACACAAGGGUUUUUGGGAUGUCACACAACUUGGAGGGCACAGCACACAGACCAAUUGUGAAUACUGAUCACUGACCACAUUGAUUCUGGAACCUUUCUCUCCUCUGUAGAUUUCAUCAAAAUAUUUUUUUGUUUUUUUUUGUGCAAUAUGCCAAAUAUUCUGUUUUAGAAAUUGCAAUGUUUAAAGUAUUUUGAUGAAAGCAGUGUUGUACAUUGAAAGAGUGUUUAAAAAUCCCAGUUUGGUUGUAAAUUUGAUUUAUUUUCCUACCACUGCAUAUUUAAGUACUGAAAAAAAACUACAAAUCUUUGCAUGUAUAUUUUUCUUCCAUACGAUCUAUCUGCAAGUUCCUGAGCAAAGUAGUUUUUUUUGUCGUCACUGUUUAAAAAAAUAAUCAGGUGAACGAGUCUGUAAAGAGUCUGUAAAAAUUCUUAGUGAAUGUACCGUUCCUUUCAUAUCUCUUUGUUUUAGAAUGUCAGUGGUUUAGCGAUGACGUCACUACAACCGUAGUUUGGGAGAUUAUUUUGAACUGUGCAGAGCUUUAUUAAUCAUCAGGAUGACUUUGUUAUGACAGAACAAUGACAGUGCCUUAAAAGAGAUCGAUUCAGUGAUGACACUCUACAGUGCCUUCAGGAAGUAUGCAAUACCCCUUGACUUAUUCCACAUGUUGUUGUGUUACAAUGCUUGAAAUCAAAAAUGGAUUAAAUAAAUAAAAAGUCUCACGCAUCUACUCACAAAAC
Molecule: messenger RNA, 4401 nt
Organism: Oncorhynchus mykiss (rainbow trout)
Lineage: Eukaryota; Metazoa; Chordata; Actinopteri; Salmoniformes; Salmonidae
Source: RefSeq, a predicted model, not a curated record